Messenger RNA from Rubroshorea leprosula, 652 nucleotides. The record is from the annotation of a GenBank genome assembly. NCBI's taxonomy places the organism in Eukaryota, Viridiplantae, Streptophyta, Magnoliopsida, Malvales, Dipterocarpaceae.
CAUUUGAGAUUAACCAACAGUGAGAAAAGCAGCAAUUGCCACUACACUGGAAUUUUCAGUCUUAAUAGGCGUUGACCCAGUUGACGGAAGGGACAAAGGGAAACAAACCUCUCCUGCAGUCCUCACCUAUGUCUCUCGUUCCCUCAAUCUCGACGCCGCGCGGUGAUGGUCAUCGGGUCCGACCUUGGGAAAGUGAAGGGUAAUCCCUUGCUUCCUCCUUGUGCACCCAAGGGAGUGAACCAUGAAGAUUUCUUUAGAGAAUGUCGACCACCUGCUUGUUAUUUUGUCGCAAAGGACUAUGGUCAUCUGGAUGUGUUGGAUGAUGAUACUAAAGGGAUUAGAGGGAUAGUUAGUUACUGUUUGUGCAAGAAUGGGAAGUCAACAGAGUCGAUGAGGAAAUUUGCGGGAGGAAUUGUUGUUGCUUUCAUGAAAGUGAUUUGAUUGCUGUAAGAGAUGGGGUUGAAACUCCACCUGUGGAGCUCCAAACUAUUGAAUUUCUUCCGUGAUGCUUAUAUAAUGCCAGUUCUGAGGUAGCUAUUCAGCGUGGAAGAUUGUUAGAUAUGGCCAAUGUUGCAGGGAUUCGUGAGCGUUAGAAGAGCUCAAUUGAAUUCGUGGAAGCUUAUGUUUGUUUUUAUAAAUGUUGUACGACUAU